CGACCAAUAGCAAAGAUGAAGGGAGGUGACGUCAACGUGGCUAGCAUACCACCGCUGUAUGCCUAUGAACUUGUCGCAGCAGGCGAAAGAAGAAACCGUCAAAGAAAGAAGAUGGCGAGAGGCGGCCGCAGUUUACGGAGAGUAGCAGAGUACCUGAAGCAGUUACCGAGCACAGCGAGCCGGGAAAUUCAGGCCAGGAAUAAUGUCAGAUACCUGUCGUCAUGUGGCAUCCUGAUGACGCGCGUGCCUCCUCUGCUGGGCGGAGCCAUGUCCGGGCGGCCCAUCGUCCUGCCGGCACGCAGCUUCUUCAACCUCACCGACUCCCUCUCCAAGAGGAAGGAGUACUCGGAGAGACGCAUCAUUGGGUAUUCCAUGCAGGAAAUCUAUGACGUCGUGGCGCAGGUGGAAAACUACCGCCACUUCGUUCCCUGGUGUAAGAAGUCGGACGUUGUGUUCAGGCGCUCCGGGUUCUGCAAGGCCAAGCUGAUGGUGGGCUUCCCCCCUGUGGUGGAGAACUACACCUCCCUCAUCACGACAGUGCGACCCCACCUGGUCAAGGCGUCCUGUUCAGACGGGAAGCUGUUCAACCACCUGGAGACGGUGUGGCGUUUCAGCCCGGGCCUCCCUGGCUACCCUCGGACCUGCACUGUGGAUUUUGCUAUCUCCUUCGAGUUCCGCUCCCUCCUCCACUCCCAGCUCGCCAACGUCUUCUUCGACGAGGUGGUGAAGCAGAUGGUGUCGGCGUUCGAGCGUCGCGCCUCCACGAUACACGGCGCCGAGACGCCCAUCCCCCGCGAGCUGAUGUUCCACGAGGUCCACCACACGUAGCACCCACCCCCCCCGUGACUCCGCCCGCCAGCUUCACACAACGCCAAAGAGCCAGAGGACUGCCGCCCCGCGCAGUGCCUUUCCCACAGCAGCGAAGAACCCGUCAGGAAGCGGCUGCCAGCCGUAGCCAUAGAGACGGAGCAGCACGCUCGUUUUUUAAAAAGAAUAUCUGCACCUCCGUUCAAACCGUAAUGCUGUCACGUCUGACAUCAGGAAAUCCAGCUGGAACGGCUAGCAUUUAGCAUUAGCAUUUCUUAAAACGUUCUACUGAUCAUCAGCUGUUUGUCGAACACUUUUCUACAUGAAGUGGCCUUUUUUUCUAGCUGAGCCUUUUCUGGUUCCGGCGUGUCGGACCGGAGGAUUUGUUGCUUGUCUUUGUCAAAUCUGAUUGUUAAAGUCUCCGUUAGAGGAGUUCUGACUAAAUCGGCUCGUUGAGAGAAGUUGCACUGAGCGACGCUAGCCGGGCGUUGGGAUUGGUCUGAUCGAUUGGUUUUUAGGGAAGUUUUUCUAUAGUUCACUAUGAAGCAUUUUCUAACCUCUAUUUAUAUGGAAACUCAAAGGCAAAGAGGAGGAUUAGAACAUUCUUUUCAACAAAAGCUAAAUCUAAGAGAUGUAAAGCAAAAGUGAUGAAUAUAAAGCUAAUAUAGUAAGCUAACAUAUUGUAUGUAGAAGGAGAGCUCCCUACGGGAGACAUGACAGUUGGUACUGAUGCUUGUAAAACAGGGGUGUCCAAUGUGAGGCCCGGGGGCCAUUUGUCGCCCUUGAAAUGCUUCAGUUUGGCCGAACGGUGAAAAGUCGUGACUUCUUGACAAUUGAUGAUGGAACAAAAAAAAUCAUAGAUUGAAUGGAAAAAAUGGAAAAA
Molecule: messenger RNA, 1690 nt
Organism: Poecilia latipinna (sailfin molly)
Lineage: Eukaryota; Metazoa; Chordata; Actinopteri; Cyprinodontiformes; Poeciliidae
Gene: coq10b
Product: coenzyme Q10B
Exons: 5
Coding region: 16-828 (270 amino acids)
Biological process (GO): cellular respiration
Cellular component (GO): mitochondrion
Molecular function (GO): ubiquinone binding
Source: RefSeq, a predicted model, not a curated record